GCCGCGCAACUCUCCACCUCCGCCCGCGUCUCUCCCACAAUGAGCCGCAACAGCCGCAAGAGCCAUGAACUCCGGCCGCUCUGACGCUCCCUAUCUGGCCCCUCUCCCAGACUCCACCACCGGCGUUCUCCCCGUCCUCCCGCCUGGCGUCGACCUGCCCGAUCGCAACCCUCGGAACAAUGCCGCAACAGCCGCCUCGGCAGCCGGAGUCCGGGCGCUCAGCGCUCAGCUCGUCGCCUUCUACUUCCGCGCCCCGGCCAAGUCCUUCUUCCGCACCAGAGUCGACUACCUGGCGUAUGCCCGCACGAUCCACCAGCAGCACACGAAGAAGCUGAUGCAGGCCGUGGCGGACGAUGCAUCACCGUCGAAGCUGGUGGCGGCGCUCAGGCAGACGUGGCUCUGGAUGCGGAGCACGACCCCCGGCGUAUUGACCUCGGCUAUCCGCCAUGAGGGCUGGAGCAUCGUGCCGAAUCAGAUCCUGCCGCCGCUGAUUGCCAAUAUCGGUGUCAACGCCGUGCUGUAUACGGGAUACUUGCAGAUUCUCGGCCAUCUGCAUGAAGAGAGUUCCAAGGCUAGCAAGCGGGUGUAUCCUCCGCCGCCGCCGCAAGCCACGUUCAUGGCUGGGUUUCUCGCAGGCGGGCUGCAGAGUGUUCUGGCGGCACCGCUGGACGCCCUACAGGCGCGUUACGACCAUCGGGACAUGAUGCCCAACGACGGCAGUGGACGGCCGCGGAGCAUGUGGACUUUCAGUGCUGAAAAGCUGAGGGAAAUCGGCAUGCGGGGCAUAUUCGCGGGAUGGGGCUUAUCCUUUGUAAAGGACAGCGUUGGAUGCGCCAUCUUCUUCAGCACGUUCGAGUAUAUCAAGGCCCAGGCGUACUACCGCUUCGUGACGUGGUACUACGGGGGCCUGGAGGAGGACAUUGUCGACCUUCUUGCUAUAAAGCGUCCAACUGAUAGACCAAAAGACGGCAUCCAACUCAUUCGGCCACACUAUGCUAUAGAGCCCAUGUUUCUCAUGGCCGCCGGAAUCAGCGCUUCGUUUGCUCAACAAGUUGUUCUUCACCCUCUUACGCACUUCCAGGUCAAGCACUGGGACCACUUGGAGGAAGUGGAUGCAAAAGCUGCGCGAAUCCGGGAAUUGCGCGUUGCCAACCCCGACCGGCCUCGGCCACGGUGGAAGAUGCUCCGGGCGUACUACCGCGCAUACCAGGAGACGUGGGCAGUGUGCACCGCUGAAGCAUCGGCGGAGGGAAUGAAGUUGACCAAAUGGUUAUACCGGGGCUUCUGGUGGAACACGAUCCGCCAGGUGCCGAGCACAAGUGCCGGGCUCAUCAUCUUUGAGCUCAUUCGGCGCAAAUACGGAUUCGGCAUGGAGGAGGUCAGGAUCACCAAGGACGGGUACGACCUUUUGCUGCAUUAGAGGAUGUCUCACAUGUAAGUUUAUACAAGAGUACCUAUAUAUACUCAUACAUCUCGGGUAGACGGAUGCAAUAGAUUACACCACUUCACUUUGAAUAUCUCUGUUGACGUUCCCAGUUC
Molecule: messenger RNA, 1539 nt
Organism: Trichoderma citrinoviride
Lineage: Eukaryota; Fungi; Ascomycota; Sordariomycetes; Hypocreales; Hypocreaceae
Product: mitochondrial carrier
Exons: 1
Coding region: 65-1420 (451 amino acids)
Biological process (GO): mitochondrial L-ornithine transmembrane transport
Molecular function (GO): L-ornithine transmembrane transporter activity
Source: RefSeq, a predicted model, not a curated record